Molecule: messenger RNA, 630 nt
Organism: Haemonchus placei
Lineage: Eukaryota; Metazoa; Nematoda; Chromadorea; Rhabditida; Trichostrongylidae
Source: the annotation of a GenBank genome assembly
AUGAUGUACUCUAUCGAAAGUAUGGCAGAGGUGGAAAUGCACAAAAGGCAUCAUAAUAGGCUAUUCGAUAUCGCCGAAGUAAAAGUAUCUUCAUCACAGCUCAGUCUAUGGCUUAGAAAAGAACGUCACUAUGAUUCUCCUAAUGGAUCAAUUUUCCGCAUCCACCCACAUUCCACGUCUUCCCUCAAACGGAAAGUAGAACAAGUAAUAGAGGAAAUUGUUAAUCCAAGUGUAGGAUUUGCUUCCGAUCUUUCAAUCUGGGGUUGGGAUGAGAGGAGGACCGUGUGGGCGUCAAUCAUUAGCGAGGGUUCUACAUAUUAUAUCGCUGGUGUCAUCGUGACGGAGCCUCUUUUGUCAGCGCAGUGUUCGGUUACGGGAAAAACUAUACGUGAUGGCGAACCCAUUAUUGGUGUAAACCGUCUAUGGACGCAUUUUGCUGCAAGAAGGAAAGGCAUUGCUAGCGAAAUCCUUGACGUCAUCAGAAAAUGGUACUUCACUGGAGUGCUCGUGCUAAGAAAUAGGGUUGCGUUCAGUGAUCCAACUGAUCUUGGUAGGCAAUUUGCUGAACAUUAUUUAAGGAAAGAGGGACAGUCAAGCUCCUCCAUCCUUAUUUAUCAAGUCUCCAAAUGA